GCCUUGGCCGCUAGAGUCGCUCAGUCUCCAAUACAAGCCUACGUUAAAUUGUAUUCACGUCAAGCAGUCAGUACAGUGUAUGUAUCGUGCGCAGACGUCCAUCCGUGUUCAAGUGCCUGAGAUUCUACAGAAAUUGUGACCAUAAAGAUGAGUAAUUUCUACGCUGACGAAGAAAGUUUAAGUGCCAUGCUGGAUAUUUUUCGGCAUAGUGAUCUACAAGCACUAUUGGGAGCUUUUGGUCAAGAUAGAGCAGGCCGAAAAUCCGAAUUAAAAGAUCGAGCAAUUGAAUUGUUAAGGACUCGACCAGCUAAUAUUAACAACUCAGCAUAUAGAGCAAGAAUACUUGACAUAUAUCGUUCCUUGAAACCUGAAUUGAUUGCUAGUGAACGUUUUGUACGCAGAUUAUUACAAAAUCAACAACAACAAAAUAAGUACACGAUGACAACUAUGGGUCAAAUACAGGUAGGUCAAUCACAAAGAAUAUUCCAACUACCACAAUAUCCUCAACAAUCAACGCAUGUGGCACGAGCUGGAUUACCUCAAGUUAUGCCCAAAAUGCAAAGAGGCGUGUAUGGUAAAGGUAAACACUUAUCAACUUCUAUUCCUGCUAAUAAUAUGGUCAGUAAUGACAUUCAGUACAUAGCUGCUGGCAAUUAUCAACCAUCUGCAACUCAUACCAUAGUGUCACAUCAAUUACCACCAAAUCAACAAAUGGAUAUUGUAAUACAAGAUGCAUCAAGAUUAGGAACAACAGCUAAUAGAAAUAAUUCUUACAUACCAUCUAUUGAAACUGUAGCCCAAAUCAAAUUCAAAAAGCUACCAUUUUAUGAAGUUAUUGAUGAAGUCAUUAAGCCAACUCUUCUAACUGACACGGACAGAUGUACAUUACUAAACGUUCCUAGAGAUAUGAAAGAAACUACAUUCAAACAUACUCUGUCCCUCGAACACACCAAUGCCGUAUCUUCGAAUCGUUACUUUUCUGAUGGAAAAUAUGAACAUCAUAAUCAGUACCAAAUUCGAAUUUGUCAAUUGAUAGAGCCUGUGCCUAAUGAAUCACUAGAUUACAUGCCUCUUGGACUACACAUACGAGUUAAUAUGAAAGCCUGUCCUUUACCGCCAGUUCCCCCCAAUACUCGACCAAGUAAUCUGACUGAAUCUAGACGAACUGCAAGACCUAUCAAUUGCACUGCAAAUUUCAAACUUUCUCCAAUCAAUGUAAACAACAUCACUAUUAAUUGGAUCCCCGAUGGAAAGAAUUAUGUUUUUGUUAUGUAUCUAGUAAAAAAAUUAACGGUAGAUACAUUAAUGAAAAAACUUCAAGACAAAGGCGGGAAGAGUUCAGAAGAAACUAAAAAUUAUAUAAUUAGAAAGAUAGCAGAUGUUGAUCCAGAUUUGGCUACUGAUACUUCUUAUCGCUUUUCUUUGGUGUGUCCUCUGGGUAAAAUGAGAAUGAAGAUACCUGUAAAAUCUAUUAAUUGUGAUCACUUACAAUGUUUCGAUGCAAGUACAUUCAUUUUAAUGAAUGAAAGAAAACCAACUUGGAUAUGCCCAACUUGCAAUAAUCCAUGUUUGUAUGAUGAUUUACAAAUUCAAAAUUAUUUUUUAGAAGUUAUUUCAAGUCCAACACUUAAAGACUGCAGUAAAGAAAUUGAAUUUUUGGACGAUGGAACAUGGAGAGUAUAUGAAGAAACUAUAAAAAUACAAAACACCAAUAGUACUUCUGAUAGAGUAAAACCUAUUGAAUUAGUAGAUUUAGAUAGUGACGAUGAAAACUGCAUUGAGCUAAGAACUAAUUCUAGCCUUGAAAAUUCUAGAACCCAAGAACCUGAAAACAACUUAAAGUCAUCUUUUGUCGAUCUGACAUCAAGUGGUGAUGAAGAACCACAAACAGAAAAAAUUAAACAGGAAAAUGAAGCCCAAGCAGCUAAUGCUAUUCAAUCGGUCGAUGUAAUUGAUUUAAAACCACAAGCUCAAGUACAGCCACAACAAGCUGUUACCAGUUCUGAACAAGGAUUAGUCAUUGAAAUAGACAGUCCAUCUCCUCCUUCAAGUCCUACCCCUACGACUGAAGCCUCCUAAUUUAUUUUUAUUUUUCAUUUUUUUUUUUUAAUAUUAUUCCUAAGUAAUUUUGAUGGUAUAAGUUUUUAAAAUUAAUGUAGUUAAUGUACCAACAUUAUAUUUAUUAGAAUGGAAUUUUUAAUUAAAAUA
Molecule: messenger RNA, 2208 nt
Organism: Aphis gossypii (cotton aphid)
Lineage: Eukaryota; Metazoa; Arthropoda; Insecta; Hemiptera; Aphididae
Product: E3 SUMO-protein ligase PIAS2-like
Exons: 3
Coding region: 148-2079 (643 amino acids)
Biological process (GO): protein sumoylation; regulation of transcription by RNA polymerase II
Molecular function (GO): transcription coregulator activity; zinc ion binding; SUMO ligase activity
Source: RefSeq, a predicted model, not a curated record